UACCAGCGCACUUUCUUCUCCGGCUUCACGAGCCGGCUGCCGCCGUUGCUAAUCGCCGAGACUCGAGGAGCAGCGCUAGGCGGAAAGCUCGCCGUCACCCCAAGAGCCGACGUCGGAGAAAGAGGUAUUAAUCUCACCGACGAUAAGCAAUAGCGAUCCUCCAGGAGACAGUCGUCGCGGCUCACCACAGGUGGUCCUCAUCGUCCUAUGCAGCCUCGCGGCGAUCACCGCCUCGGCCCUACUUCUGUUCUACCUCCGCAGGCGGUCUCGACAGUCUUCUCAACAGCAGCAGCCGCUUCUCGAUAGCUUCUUCUGCCCGCCGGAGAACGAAAAGAGCCGGGACAAUCUCGGGGAGAUCGAUCGGUGCACCUGCUGCUCGUCCAGUCGCGGGGAUCAGUCCGCUGCAGCCACUUCCGCGAAGUCCGCAGUAGCGCCGAGGAGGAAGACGAGGAAAAAACGCAAGAGAAACAAGACCGACGUCUCGAGACACUACAUCGAGAACGAAGAGCUGAGGAGCAGGAUAGCUUGUAUUCUGAGAGAUCAGUGCAACUUGAGGUGCGACUGCUGCAAGUGCGAUAAUGUCCAGCAGCUCGAUCGAGGCCAGCCGAAGCGCGGCAGAUUCAAAUUCUUCCGCAAGAGUAAGGAUAAGAAGACUUGCAACGACGCGCGAUGCGACGAAAACAAGAUAAGCUGCCUCGUGGAUCUGUGCGGUAAUCAGCCGCGUGAUAACGACGACGACUCAAAAGCCAUCAGAGGCAAGCCUGGAUUGCGGAUCAAAGAGUGACGAGCAUUGUACGCGUGUAGAUGCCAUCGGCGAGAGACGCUGCGCAUUGGUCGGCCAGAGAUACGGACGCAGAGGACAAUUUAUAACAUGCAUACGUACAGAUCGAGUUGAAUCGCAGUCUUGCUCGAUGAUUUCACGACGAGAAAGAUUUUUGUAUGGUACAGUGCAUCAGAAGCAUCACCGAUUGAGCUCCGACGACGAGUUCUCCUGCUGCUGUAUUAUUAUAUAUUCUACAUACAUUAGAGUGGACUGUGGAGACAGCUGAGGGUCCCUUAUACCUGAGCCCUUUACUUCAACCAAUGGGGAUUUUGGACGCGACUUUAUGCACUCCAUCCUCUCGCAUUAUGCUUUUAUAUUGUAUCAAGCUCAAGUGUCAGCCACGUGACUCGAAUACCUAUAUGCAUAUCUACGUAGCUUUUAUACGCAUGUAUGCAUCAAUAUAUCUAUGUAUGUGCAGAUGAACGUAUGAGGAAUUCCGCAAUUAUUCUUGAAGGAUAAAAAUAUAAAGGAAAAAGAGCUUUAAUUUGAAAAAAAAAAUUGUUGAAAAGAGCUGCUUUUAACUCAUUGAUAUAUUUUUACCUACAAGCAAUUAUUUAUUUAUUUAUUUAUUUAUUUAUUUAUUUAACCAGUACAAUCAUACUACAUGUUUGUCUAUAUAGCUAUAGACAACAGUAGCAUAUCCUAUAGAGGCAAAACAAGUUUACCUGUUAUACAUAGGGCCGGUUCACAAAACUUAAACUUAAAAACUUACAUACUAAUACUAAAACUAAACAAUUCACGAUUUGUUUUUAUAAAACUGGUUAACGGUGUUAUAGCCUUUGUUUGAAACUGCAAUUAUAUUUAAUGAGUUGCUUUAUAACUAUAUUUGAUAUAACCAAAGUUCAUUAGGUAGGUCAUUAAAUAGUUUAAUAGCUAUUACGUAACUAUUCUUGUUACAGAAUGUUCUUAUUUCUAGUAUUGGAUUUACUUGUCUGAUAUAGUGCUUUUAGUUUGGAAUGGUGAUAAUACAACGCCUCUGUAUAUUAUAUACUCAAUGUAUCUGUCUCAUGUUGUAAUAAAAAAUUAGGCCUAGAAAUAAAUAAACGAAGGCUAUAUACUCACUGCUCGCAUAAUUUAAAUGGCCGAGAAAACAGUAUGUACCACAAGGCACUUUUUCCGCGCUGGAAUGUCAUUUCACGUAGAACGGUAAAAAUAAUUGUUCUCCGCGUGCUCCAAAAUUUGAUGUCCCUCAUAUUUUUACCUUCCAGCCAUACAGCAGUUUUUAUUCGUAUGGAAUUCCUCGUAUACAUGCACGCACACAACGUGUCCCGCGCGCACGGCGACGGCGCAUUGGCCCGUAGAAAAUCGCGCGCGCAAAUUUGAACUCGUGCACGUACACUCGAGCCGCGUCUCGCUGGUGUGCGUACUCCCGGUGCGCUGUAUGCGCGAGAGAGAUAUAUAUAUAUGCCAUGCGCGAACGCGAGAGCGAGACUGUACUCGCGACAACAAAACAAACCGUGAACAGCGGCGGAAGAAGGCGGGAGGUGAAGCUGGCACGUCUCCUCGUUCUAAAUAUCAAGAAAUCAUGGUCUGACAAUCCUCGAAAUUCACUAAUUUCAGCGCAGCUCAUCACCUCCCAGGAAACACCAUCAUAAUCACCAGCGUGCCGUGAGCCUCCCGUCUUCUGCCAAACGCCAGUUUCACGGGUUCAUCAGUUCCCCUGCAAAAUCAAAAUCCAAGCGAGAGAGAAGCUCGAAAUCAAUCAAUAAUGGCUAUCCUACCACCAGACCCAGUUUAUUUGAUGAGAGGCGACAUGGGCCCAGUCCAUAGUCUGAUGUUUCGAGUUUCACCUUACAUCGAGCAUCUCUAUGCAGGAACUGAAAGUGGACGGGUACACAUUUGGGACUUAAUGAAAAAUCGUGAAAUUUUUAAACUCAAUACCUCUAAUGAGCCUUGUUUGGCAAUGCACAACAUGGCAGACGAAUGUUUUAUUACUCAGAGAAAGGGGGGUGCGAUUAAUUUCUGGCAGGCUCGCAGCUCCAGUUGGGUCAUAAACAAAACUGUUGACACAGAUUAUUGUGGUUUUUGUCGAUGCCAAGUUUCAACAGAAAGUGAACUGUUAAUACCGCUCAACGACUCACGAAUUGGAUUAUUUUCUUUGAAAACUUUGAGAACGGAAAUAGAGUUGAACCCUGCUCAUUGUCUUCCAGAUAUGAAAUCUCUUGGACAGGUUAUGGCUAUAAAACCAUUUGUGAAUGAAUCUCAAUAUGUGUUGGUUGCUUACGAUGGUGGACAGAUGUCUUUGUGGGACUUGAGGUCAAAGAAGAUUCUAUCCUCGUUAGAAGUUGAACAAUGUCCCAUGAGUGUUGAUUAUAAUUCUACUUUGGUGCAUGGCAUUGUAGGGAGUCCAUGUGAUAAUUUGGAAGUUUUUUCAUUGUCCAGGGAUAAUGAACUUUUUGAGAAAACAAGAUUGCCUUUAAAAAAUCCAGGUACAUCAGCUAUUGCGAUCAGACCUGAUGUUAAAGUAUUUGCUGCAGGAGGUUGGGAUGGUCGAAUAAGGAUUUACUCAUGGAAAACGCUGAGACCGCUCGUCGUUUUAGAUCAGCACAAAGCUACAAUCCAUGACAUAAUCUUUUCGACGUGUAAAGUUGAAGCUUACAACAGCAAAUGUCUAAUGGCUGCUGCUGGCAAAGAUGGAAAUAUUUCUCUUUGGGACCUUUACAAUUAAUUGGAUACCAAUUGAAUAAAAGAUAAUAUUUUCUAUAUAAUUGAAUUUAUAGUACAAAUAUUCAGAAGAAAAGACUAUUAUCAUGAAUGGAGAGUUUAUCUUUGAUCAUGAAAUAAAAUAUGUAUUUUGAAAUAAUUUCAAUAUUUUAAAUUCAAAUACAAAUGCUCCAAUAUUAAUUUUCCAUAAUUUUAAUAAGUACUUUUCUUCUAAAAACUUGUGAUCUGUGAAUAAUAAUUUUUUUUUAGUUAAACUGUUAUCAUUAUUUCUUUAGAAAAAUGAAGUUUAUAAAAUUAAAAUGCA
Messenger RNA from Nasonia vitripennis (jewel wasp), 3791 nucleotides. Its product is annotated as guanine nucleotide-binding protein subunit beta-like protein 1. The coding region runs from base 2532 to 3491 and encodes 319 amino acids. Lineage: Eukaryota; Metazoa; Arthropoda; Insecta; Hymenoptera; Pteromalidae. The transcript is spliced from 10 exons. The record is from RefSeq and is a predicted model, not a curated record. Gene Ontology annotation, molecular function: protein binding.